GCAGUUAAUGUGCGUGUAGCAAAUUAUUUUUGCAACCGACUUAUUAUCGAACGUUACAAUAUUUUCAAUCAUUUGCCAAUGUUUUUUUAACGUUAAUUGAGCAGUUCACGCGGCCUGCUAUUGCCUUCCGGACGUGUGCAGCAUUUACACACGACGACUCUGUCAGUCGAUGAGACCACAGGCAAGGACACGAAAGAUGAGUAACAGCUACAACGACAUUCCCUUUGGUAUCCGAGCGGUGCAGCAUUUUUCGCAACAAUGCUGUUCUCGCAUCCAUGUACGCAAAGAAUUGCUCUACAAGAUCUCAAUCUUCGUGCUCACAUUCCUUGCUUAUGCAUGUUACCACAUGUCGCGCAAACCGAUUUCGGUAGUGAAAUCGGUACUGCAUGGGAACUGCACAAAUCCAGCACCACAACCGCACGAUGCCAACGAUUGUGGUUACCCGCCCUUUGAUGGUCCCGAUUCUUCCACAUUAUUUGGUAUGCUUGAUUCAGCAUUUCUGUUCUCCUACGCUAUUGCCAUGUUUAUAUCGGGCUUUAUUGCUGAGCGCGUCUCCCUGCGCUACUUUCUGUCGAUGGGCAUGAUAAUGACCGGUGUGUUCACUUAUGGAUUCGGCCUGGCCCGCACCUCCAACAUACACAGCAUCUGGUACUUUGUGAUCAUGCAGAUUUGCGCUGGCAUAUUUCAGACCACAGGCUGGCCUGGAGUGGUAACACUUGUUGGUCGCUGGUUUGGCAAGUCUAAGCGCGGCCUCAUCUUUGGCAUCUGGAACAGCCAUACAUCCAUUGGCAAUAUACUGGGCACCCUGAUAGCAGCACACUACGUGGAAAGCGAUUGGGCGCUAUCAUUCGUUGUACCUGGCAUAAUUAUUGGUGUAAUGGGCUUCCUGCUUUUCUUGUUUCUCGUCGAUACGCCCGAAAUUGUAGGCUGCUACCCGCAACGUAGUUCAGUGGAACAGCGCAUUUCAAACGAAUCAGAUGAGGAGAACGAUGAAGAGCAACCACGUCAGUACGACGCUGUCAACUAUCGGGCAACUGAACGCACUCCCAUUUUGGCCAGACAACCAUCUCACGGACACCAUACACAUGAAGGCCGACCUAUAAGCCUCAUCGACGCACUCUAUAUACCCGGAGUGGCUGAAUUCUCGCUCUGCUUGUUCUUCACAAAGCUCGUCAGCUACACGUUCAUGUACUGGCUGCCCCUAUAUAUACAGUCCUCCAGCACUUUGGGUCCACAGCUCUCGGCUGACCUCUCAACGCUCUUCGAUGUGGGCGGCAUUAUAGGCGCCAUAGCAGCUGGUUAUGUUUCCGAUUUAACUGGCAUGUCUGCAACAAUUUGCACAGUUAUGCUGUUCAUAGCCUCACCAAUUCUAUUUGCGUAUCAACAAUAUGGCGCAAUGUCUGUUUACAUCAGUGUUAUUCUACUGAUCGUAGUUGGCAUCUUCGUUAACGGACCCUACGCACUCAUUACCACCUCGGUGAGUGCGGAAUUGGGUCAGCACAGUUCAUUGGAGGGCAACUCUAACGCGCUGGCCACCGUCACUGCCAUUAUUGAUGGUACGGGGUCUGUGGGUGCCGCAGUGGGACCGCUGCUCGCUGGCCUCAUAUCUACCGCCGGCUGGCAAAAUGUAUUCCACAUGCUUAUUGUUGCCGACAUACUUGCCAUGAUACUUCUGGCGCGUUUGGUGAAGAAGGAGUUUUCGCAGCUACGCCGCUCAACGCGCAUUCGCAUAGAAUAGCAGGCAGCAGAUAGAGUUUAUUUAUUCUGAUUUAAUGUUUGAUAUUUUUAGACAUCUUUAUGUGUGUCAUAACGCAUAUCAGUUCUUUUAAUCAUAGAUAUUAUAAUGUAGUUGCACUCGAA
This is a messenger RNA of Scaptodrosophila lebanonensis, 1860 nucleotides long. It is a transcript of the gene MFS16, whose product is annotated as glucose-6-phosphate exchanger SLC37A2. Bases 170 to 1738 code for a protein of 522 amino acids. Lineage: Eukaryota; Metazoa; Arthropoda; Insecta; Diptera; Drosophilidae. The record is from RefSeq and is a predicted model, not a curated record. Gene Ontology annotation, biological process: transmembrane transport. The transcript has 7 exons. Gene Ontology annotation, molecular function: glucose 6-phosphate:phosphate antiporter activity. Gene Ontology annotation, cellular component: membrane.